Gastrolobium bilobum is the source of this 792-nucleotide messenger RNA. RefSeq lists its product as uncharacterized. The transcript has a single exon. The record is from RefSeq and is a predicted model, not a curated record. NCBI's taxonomy places the organism in Eukaryota, Viridiplantae, Streptophyta, Magnoliopsida, Fabales, Fabaceae. The coding region runs from base 1 to 792 and encodes 263 amino acids.
AUGCACAACGUCGAAAGACCUCGACCCCUUAAAAGCAAGGGUGGCUUGGACAGAAACAAGUAUUGUGCUUUUCACGAUCAGAAUGGCCACACAACGCAUGAUUGCUGGGAUCUCCAAGAUGCCAUUGAGAAGCACAUUAGAGAAGGAAAGCUGAAGCAAUACAUCAUCCGAACUCAGGGCAAGAAAAAUGGCAAGCAAAGGCAAAGAAACCGGAGCAGGAGCCAUAGCCCGAAGGGGGAGGAGAGGAAAGAUCAAGAACAAGACCGCCCUCCUAAGGGCAAGAAGGUCAAAGAUAAAGAGGAGGAGUUCCAAGAGGCUGAAUUUGAGUGCAAUGUGAUAAAUGGAGCCUUGGGUGGUGGAGGAGACACUGCAAAUUCUAGAAGAAAAUACCUAAAGGAGGUCAUGACCGUUAGAGACAGACCGACCUUCAAAGAAAGAGCCAAGAAUCCUGCUCCCCCGAGGCUGUUCUUUACUGAAGAGGACCUAGAAAUGGUCAUACCCGGACAUACUGAUGGUUUGGUAAUUACCGGGGUGCUAGUUAACUGGUGUGUUAAAAGGAUCUUCCUCGAUCACGGAAGCUCGCCCGACAUUCUCUUUUCGGAUGCUUUCCAGAAGAUAAACUUAGAUGAGCGAGAUCUGAAGCCGUGCAUCACCGAGCUGAUUGGCUUUAAUGGAGAACCAUCUCCCCCAAAGGGCAACAUAGACUUGAAGAAGACUUUGGGAACUAAGGAAGCAUUUCGAGCUGACAGAGUUCGAAUUGUAGUAGUAAUGAACCAUCCUCCUACAAUGUGA